Messenger RNA from Capsicum annuum, 639 nucleotides. RefSeq lists its product as uncharacterized. NCBI's taxonomy places the organism in Eukaryota, Viridiplantae, Streptophyta, Magnoliopsida, Solanales, Solanaceae. The transcript is spliced from 4 exons. The record is from RefSeq and is a predicted model, not a curated record. The annotation marks the transcript as partial.
AUGACUCGAGAAAGAGGUAUAGGUCGAGAAAGCAUAGGGCGUGCAGGCAAGUCAGUAGCUAGGACUAAUAUGCCUGUUCGUACUGCAAACAUGCCUACUAUUCCUACUUCUACAGUUGCGCCACAAAUAAUUAGUGGCGUAGGUGCUCCAACUUCUAAUCAUGGUAGUACGUCUCCUACUACUCCAAAUCAGACCAACCCAACAACUGUAGGUACGUCUUCACAAACCAACCAAGUAGGUGAGGACAUAUCUCGUAGCAACACAAAUAGAGAAAGUAAUUCCAGUCGGAGCCAUGUGCGAACCCUUGUUACUAUAACUUCUGUAGGAUUGCAACCUUCUAAAGCAUGCUCCAAUAGGAUACACGAGUUAUUCAAAAGUGAACUUGAUCAUAAUGGAGUCAAUUGGAAAGGUGUCUCAUGUGACAUAAAAGAUGGCUAUUUUGGGGAAUUCAAGGCUGCUGAAAUGGAUCGAGAUCCGACACCAAAAUCUGUUAUUGAUCAAAUUGAAGCAUAUUACCAAGCUGCCGGAGGAGAAAAGAAGCGAAGAGUAUUUGAUCUUGGAUCUGAAGCCAAAGGCUACUACGUCCAAACUUUGUGUAUUUCUUGUGGAAACACUUCAUCUUCAGCUUCACAUGAAUCG